CAUCUGGCUGCUUGCACCUUGCCAACUCUUUACCAGAACAACCAACUCAGCACAUGUCACAAGUUCUUGUUGUGCAUAGCAGGUAAGCUUCUCCGACGAAGAGACUAGUGUCCAGGGUCAAGGUAGCAAUGUCAAUCGUUACGCCAUCGAAGACAUUCACACCCGGCCUGGAGUUCCAAAACAGACAGUACUUCGACCCAGAGAAGAAGUUUCACGAUGAAGUAGCUGCGGCGCUCGGCAUCGUGCGGGAUAGGCUUCCAAUUUUGGGAGAGUUGAGAGCGCUUUUGAAGCUCACAUUUGGGGAUGCCACAUAUUCCAUCCCCCCGAUUUUCGUCGACGCCCGCUCUCACCAGACUCAGCUUCUAGACUCAGUAGGAGCUAACGUCAAGGUAGACGUAGAGGUGACAAUCAAGCCAGAGUACGUUGUACGCUUCCAUGAAGGCACUUUGGAUCCCCGUAUGGGACUCUUCAUGGAUGCUCGCGUAUACGAACCAUCGGUGCCAAAGGGCGACAUUCCCAAGCUGAUCCGUUUUGCGGACCUACUCAACAAAUCACCACCCUCCCUGCUGGGCAAUGCUCAAGACCUUGACCCAUCCGUCUUGCCUCAGCCAACCGAGGAUAUUGAACAGAUCAAAAAUGACCUGAUCGAGUACGGUUACGGACUCGUGAAGAACGCCUUGCUCCCUAAAGAAGUCGAGAUAAUCAAGAACGCGGUCCUCCAGCAGGCAGCCGGAGAACGACAAGCGGGGGUCGCCACGUUCGACGGCGGUUCGAAGGGGCCCAACCAGCGUGUCUGGAACCUCAUCAACAAAGGAGACGAGUUCAUUGAUUUACUCAAUCACCCACUCAUAGACGCGAUUGUUCCGUGGUUUCUGGGGGACCAUGCUCACAUUUCAACGCUGUCGGCCAACAUCGCGCGACCCGGCAACGUGCCGAUGCAGCUUCACACCGACCAAUCGUCCAAAACGCCGCCGCAGCGCGACUUGGCGUUGGGUCUGAACAUUUCCUUCUACCUUGUGAACACCACCGAUAUCAACGGGGCAACGCGGGUGUAUCCGGGUUCCCACAAGGGCAACGUCGCACCCAGCGAUAUAUGGACUGUGGAGGGUUCCAUACCGGCCGAGGGCCCGGCCGGGACCGCGGUCGUGUUCGACAACCGCCUCUGGCACACGACAGGGCCGAACCGUGCCAGCGAAGGCGAAGUCGAGCGUCCGGUGAUACUGCUUCACUUCGUGCGGUCCUUCGUGCGCGCCGGCGAGAACCACUAUCUCUCCCUGCGCAAAGAUGUCGAGGCGAAGCUGCCCGACAGGCAAAAAGCCUUUUUCGGAUUUCGCAAGAUCCCCGGCAUGGGGUCGGUCGAAGGGAACACUACUCCGGGCAAUGUGACUCGAACGGAUGAUGCCAUUGGACCGCUGCGUACAUCAGGUUAAGAAAUGGAGACAUGGGACACAGCCGCCUAAGAGCGAUAGAAUUGACGCUAUUCAUAUGUCUUAUUUGACUCAAAUCUUUCUU
This is a messenger RNA of Colletotrichum destructivum, 1512 nucleotides long. RefSeq names its product Putative phytanoyl-CoA dioxygenase. Lineage: Eukaryota; Fungi; Ascomycota; Sordariomycetes; Glomerellales; Glomerellaceae. The record is from RefSeq and is a predicted model, not a curated record. The transcript has 6 exons. Bases 129 to 1430 code for a protein of 433 amino acids.